CUGUUUGUGAGAUGUGUGGAAAAACUGGAAGAUUCAGCAGCUUCUGCUCCAAGUCCAAACGUUUUUGCAGCCUUUCCUGUUCCCGCUCUUAUGCAUCCCACUCCAAGAAAACUGUACUGCUGAACCGGCUGAAGGGAAAGGCUCCAAGUAAAAAAGUUCCUGCUCUGAACAAAGUCUCUUCGGUUCCAGUUGGAUUGGAUGCUUUUGACUGGGGCUUCUACCUGGAGAAGGAAACAUCUUUGGCUGCAUCUGUCUCCUGCUUUGAACAUGCUCCACUUAGUGAUUAUUGGGAUGAUAUCACUGUAGGGAUGAAGGUGGAGGUCCUCAACACCAAUGCAGUCCUUCCCAGCAAAGUUUACUGGAUUGCUACGGUCAUCCAGGUUGCAGGAUACAAAGCUCUGCUGAGAUAUGAAGGCUUCGAGCAUGACAGCAGCCAUGAUUUCUGGUGCAGCCUGGUUUCAGGAGAGCUUAAUCCGAUUGGGUGGUGCGCCAUGACAAGCAAGCUGUUGGUGCCGCCACAAGCCCAGAAUUGUCUACAUGGGGGAGGGUUUCUUUGAAGAAAGAAUGAAACUGGAGGCCAUUGAUCCCCUCAACCUUGGAAACAUCUGUGUUGCCACUGUGCACAAGGUGCUGCUGGACGGGUACCUGAUGGUGGGGAUUGAUGGUACUGCAACAAACAAUGGCUCUGAUUGGUUUUGUUAUCAUGCUUCUUCCCAUGCCAUUUUACCAGUUGGAUUCUGUAAAAAGAACAAAAUCACACUCUCUGUACCUAAUGGUUACGAUCCUCAGACCUUCACCUGGGAAAUGUACCUGAAUGAGACUGAAGCCAAAGCAGCACCAGCUCGACUCUUCAAUGCUGGCUACCCGGGUCAUGGUUUCUCCCCCAACAUGAAGCUGGAAGCAGUAGACCUGAUGGAACCGCGGCUUAUCUGUGUGGCCACUGUGAAGCGCUGCGUGUGUCGCCUGCUGCUUAUCCACUUUGACGGCUGGGAUGAUGAGUUUGACCAGUGGGUGGACCACCAGUCCCCUGACAUCUACCCUGUUGGCUGGUGUACGCUUGUGGGCUACCAGCUACAGCUGCCUGCUGGAUUGGUUGAUUUAACUGAAAACCAGGUGGCACGGAACAAGAAAACCAAGCCCUUCGUGUACAGGAAAAAGA
Austrofundulus limnaeus is the source of this 1159-nucleotide messenger RNA. It is a transcript of the gene l3mbtl2, whose product is annotated as L3MBTL histone methyl-lysine binding protein 2. Gene Ontology annotation, cellular component: nucleus. Gene Ontology annotation, biological process: negative regulation of DNA-templated transcription. Gene Ontology annotation, molecular function: zinc ion binding; chromatin binding. NCBI's taxonomy places the organism in Eukaryota, Metazoa, Chordata, Actinopteri, Cyprinodontiformes, Rivulidae. The record is from RefSeq and is a predicted model, not a curated record.